AUGAACAACAACUCCAGAAUUCUUCAACAACAAAAAAAUCCAAGAAAACGAAAAACUAACAUACAUAUAGCAGACUUUACGGAAACAAACCCAGCUAACGGAUCAUCAUUAUAUGAAGUCCCAAUCACUUACCAAGCAACAAAUGACAAUCCAGAAUCCAGUAAACGUGGCCAUCCAAUUACCAAACUUAAAACAAGGCAACAAAAAAAAGGACAACAAAACAAUACCAACACAGGCGGAAAACAGAAUAUCGUUGGUAUGGAAAGCAACUCAGGUUACGCCAACUUUGACGAGUCAAAUCUCUAUGAUGUAGACUUAGCAACAUCAUCAGAAUACAAAAAGAUGAGAAAGUCUUUAUAUGAUAGCAAAAACGGAAUAUCAAAAGAAUACAUCGACAUGUACGACCCAACCUAUAUCUGUGACUCAUGUCAAGCAAUGCUAUGGUACGGAGAAGCCAUCAGAGGAAACACAGAUUUAAAGAAAAAAUCGUACUCAUUGUGUUGUUCAAGGGGAAAAGUUCAGCUGCCCAAGCUAAAAGAACCACCGACUAUGUUAGCUCAACUAUUCCAUGGUAAGAACCCACAGAGUAAAGAUUUCAUCGAAAACAUAAGACAAUACAACACGAUGUUUAGCUUUACGUCAAUGGGUGGAAAGAUAGAUCACACAUACAACAAAGGAGGAGGCCCAUACAAUUUCAGGAUGCAUGGCCAAAACUAUCAUUCAAUUGGAAGUUUGAUGCCUCGAACGGGACAAAAACCUAAGUUCUUACAACUUUAUAUAGUCGACACCGACAAUGAAGUAUCUCACAGAUUUUCGGCAUACAGUGACAGCUCAGAAAAUAAAGGAUCAAUCACAGAUCCAAAUUCAAUACCAUUUUUAACUGUUCAUCAACUGAAAGGGAUGUUAGAUAUCACCAACCCUUUAGUGAAGCAAUUUCGCAUGGCAAGAGACCGGAUAUCGAUGAACAACAGGGAGGCUGUCAAACUCAUAUUGGUUGGGCGCAGAGGCAAAGAUGGAAGGACAUACAAUCUGCCUACUACAAACGAAGUCGCGGCAUUGAUUAUUGGCGACAUAAACGGCUCCGGUGAUAAAAGAGACAUAAUAUUAGAAACAAAAUCAGGCAACUUGCAAAGAAUCAAUGAGUUACAUCCGUCAUAUCUCGCUUUACAAUAUCCAUUACUAUUUCCGUUUGCUGAAGACGGAUACAGAAUUGAUAUACCACUAAGGGAUGUAGAAGACCUAAACGGACCAGGGAGAACAAGAGUUUCGAUGAGGGCUUUCAUCGCAUAUAGAAUCCAACAGAGGCACCAAGAAGAAUCUUUAAUUCUAAUGUCAAGGAAACUGCUUCAACAGUUCCUGGUUGACACGUAUACCAUGGUUGAAAAUGAUCGAUUGUAUUACGUGAAAUGCAAUCAAAAAACACUAAGGGUGGCUGAUGAAGACACUAUAUGUAAAGCAGCUGAAUCGGGUCAGAAAGAUGCCUCAAAAAUGGGUACCCAAAUAUUUUUGCCUUCUUCUUUCACCGGCGGGGCAAGAUACAUGCAGCAGAACUACAUGGAUGCCAUGGCCCUUUGCAACCAUGUUGGGUAUCCAGAUCUAUUUAUAACAUUUACCUGCAAUCCCAAAUGGCCCGAGAUCUGUAGAUUCUUAGAAAAGAACGGACUUAAAUCAGAAGACAGACCGGACAUACUCACAAGAAUGUUCAAGAUGAAGCUUGAUCACCUGAUCAAAAACAUAGAAGAUGAACACAUACUCGGGAAAGCCAGCGGAGUUGUGUACACCGUGGAGUUUCAAAAACGCGGACUACCUCAUGCCCAUAUCUGUUUAUUCUUUGAGGAACCCGACAAGUUAAGAAACCCAGAAGACAUCGACCGUGUUAUAUCAGCUGAGAUCCCAGACGAAGAAGUUGAUAGAGAGUUUGUCGUCGGUUACAACCCAAAGCUCCUGAAGCAGUAUCAAGGACACAUGAACAUAGAAUGGUGUAACAAACUCGGAGCGAUUAAGUAUUUGUUUAAAUACAUCAACAAAGGCCCGGACAGAAUAACAGUUGGUUUCCCCAAAAAAAAGCAACAAUCAAACAAGGAGAACCAAAAAGAAAAUGAUGUGGACGAGGUUGCGGCCUUCUAUGACUGCCGUUACAUAUCCGCGUGUGAAGCAUCCUGGAGAUUAUUUGCUUAUGAUAUACACUAUCAGAAACCCCCCGUUCAAAGAUUAUCCUUCCACAUUAAAAACCGGAAACCGAUCGUCUUUGAUCAGCACGACCAGAUAGCCGAUGUAGUUACAAAGCACACAGUCAAGGAUUCCCAGUUUAUACAAUGGAUGGAAUGCAACAAGAACAACGAAGAGGCAAGAGGUUUGACUUAUGCCAAAUUCCCGACCAAAUUUAAAUGGAACACGAAAGACAAAAAAUGGACAAGAAGAACCCAAGGGUCGUCUAUCGGCAGGAUCAACUACGUGUCUCCAAAGCAUGGAGAAACGUACUAUCUUAGAAUGUUACUGAACAAAAUUAAAGGCCCAACAUGUUAUAAGGACCUGAAAACCGUACAUGGGAAAGUCUACAAAACGUACAAAGAAACUUGCUACGCGUUGGGCCUAUUGGAUGGUGACGAGGAGUACAUCCAAUCGAUUAAGGAGACAAGUACCUGGGCUACAGGCUCAUAUUGCCGAUCCUUAUUUGUCAUGCUCAUAACAUCAGACAGUUUGUCGCGGCCCGAAUACGUCUGGGAUAAAACAUACGACAACCUCACCGAAGACAUACUUGCUAUCCGAAGAAAAGAGCUUAAUGAACCAGAUUUGGAGCUAGACCAGGAGGCCAUCAAACAUAUAGCAUUGGCAAAAAUCGAAAACAUGCUCCUCGCAAGUGGAAUGAGCUUGAAAGACAUACCAAACAUGCCCUGCCCAGAUUUCAGAUACAUCAAUAUGGCAUGCAACAUGCUCAUUCAGGAUGAACUCAAUUAUGAUAAAAAAAAUUGCAUAUCGAGCAUCAAGCAUUACAUGCGAGCCUGA
Molecule: messenger RNA, 3006 nt
Organism: Erigeron canadensis
Lineage: Eukaryota; Viridiplantae; Streptophyta; Magnoliopsida; Asterales; Asteraceae
Exons: 9
Coding region: 1-3006 (1001 amino acids)
Source: RefSeq, a predicted model, not a curated record